AUGGCAUCGGGGGGAGACCCCGACGCCCCCCCUGUUGGCGAGGAGCUCGCCCCACUGGCCAUCGACGACAUCCACACACUGCUGCAAGUGGAACAGGAGCAAGUUCAGAAAAGGACGUUCACUAACUGGAUGAAUGCUCAGCUUUCCAAGAGGAGCUCUCCCUCCUUAGUGCAGGAUCUGUUUGCAGAUCUUCGUGACGGAGCUCGACUGUUGGAUCUGCUGGAGGUCAUGUGCGGCCAGAGCCUGAAACGGGAGAAAGGCCACGGAGUUUUCCAGCAGCGGGGAAAUAUUGAAAAAGCCUUGAACUUUUUAAAGAAUAAAUCGAUCAAGCUGGUAAACAUCAACAUACCUGACAUUAUAGAGGGGAAACCAUCAAUUAUCCUGGGCCUGAUAUGGACCAUUAUCCUCCGCUGUCACAUAGAGGAGUUGGCCAGCACGCUCUCGUUCGCCUCCCGCUCUUCGUCUCUGGAGUCUCUGUCCAGCCAGGACUCGGCCCCGAGCACGUCCGUCCGAGGCAGCCCCGCGCCGUGCAGGGCGUCGCCCCUCCACAAACGCUUCCGACUGUCUGCUAAAAAGGCCCUUCUGCUGUGGGUGCGAGACCAGUGCAAGAAAGUGGGCUGCUCGGUCAGUGUGAAAGACUUCACGUCCAGCUGGAGGAGCGGCGUGGCGUUCCAGGCCAUCCUCUGCUCCCUGAGGCCAGACCUGGUGGACCUCUCCCUAGCCGAGGCCCGGAGCAACCUGCAGAACCUGGAGGAGGCUUUCCGCAUUGCCCAGCAAGAGCUGGGCAUACCCCGGCUGCUUGAACCUGAGGAUGUUGAUGUCACUGAUCCAGAUGAGAAGUCCAUCAUGACCUAUGUAGCCCAGUUCCUGCAGUAUUCCAAUGACAUGCCCUCAGUAGAGGAGGAGCUGGAGGCGUCGCCCGCCCAGAAGAUGCGAGAGAUGACUCGCUGGCUCGAGCGAGCCCACGAGGAGUUGGUGGACGUGUGGUCCUCCACGGAGGCGGAGGGAUACGCUGCCAAGUAUCAGGCGUUCCAGGCCUUUGCAGGGUCCUUGGGUGAGUGGCGGCGUCCGGCGUUGUCCAUGCUGAGUGCGAUGAAGCGCUGUACCAACCUGAGUGAGGAGCAACUCGCUCUCAGGAAGGCAUGGGACGCUGUGGAAGAAAGGCUGCAGUGCUACACGGCUGAUCUGGAUGCGGCUCUCCCUGCUCCUCUGCGCACGCCGGUCCGGUGGCUUCAACGCAUGGAAGCGCUGCUGCACGAGGGGCAGGUCGACGUCGGAGACCACGCCGGCGCGGCCAGAGACACCAGAUGCAAGCAGGAGAGGCUGAAGGUCCUGCUGGAGGACGCAAGCGGCCAUUUGGACACGCUUCGUCUGUUCCACGGCACAGCAGAGGACGGCUCCUCCCAAGUUCCAGUGGGGAAACUCAAUGAGCUCAAGAGUCGUUUCAACAGUGCCAGAGUGACUGCGGAGUACUACGGAAUGAAGCUGGAAUACCAGGAACAGUGGUAUCAUGUCUGUGAUCUCCUGGAUCAUCUGAAGAGCAAGCUGAGCACUUGGGAAGGGCCCUGCGGCUCUCAGGAGUCCGUCCUCACUCUACUGCAGGACUGGGAUGAUUCGGUGGACAAACGUGGCCUGGUGUCCGCGCUAAAAGCAGCCCUCCAUAAACUGAAACAGACUGCCAACACUUACACCAGCAAGGCAGCAUUGGGGGAGGACGCCACGGCGGUGAGCAAGCAGGUGAAAGAGGCAGAGGGCCAGGUGGCCGUGAGCGCAGAGGCGACCGCCGCCACGCGGGACAGAAUGGACCGUGUGCUGGCCGCCUGGGAGUCCUACAGGAAGUACUCUUCCUCACUGCGGCUCGUCCUGGACCAUGAGGCCCAGUCAGCAGGGGAAGAGCAGGCCUCCUACAUUACGGCUGAGUGGAGCGCCUGCCACACCCAGCUGAACGAAGCAGGAAGCUUCCUGACUGAGAUGACUGACAGCUCCACCAGCCACUCCCUGGCAAGCGAGCUCAGUAAACUCAACGCGAAGUGGGCUGAGUUUGUCAAGAGGACCACGUCUGUUUCCGGGACCUUUACGGCCCUCUCUCUACAGCCCGUCACGAGGGCCCCCCAGGCUCAUGUCAUCCAUAGCCUCCUGCAGGAGGCAGGCUGGGUCCUCAGGGAAACUGUGGAUGUAUCCUCCGCAGCUCUGCGCUCGUACCGGGCGAGACUGCAGGUCAUGGAGCAAAAGAUGUCGGAGUUGGAUUUGGAAAGUUUGUCUUCAUCACCGGGGUUCAGUGAGGAGGCUGUGCAGAAUCUCAAACGCAGGCUUCCAGAGACGAGGCAGGCUCUGUGCACAGCAGAGCGGCUGUGCGAGGGGCCCCAGAAGGCCGCGUCCCAGCUGGAGGGCAGGCUUGCUGAGCUGAGCCACUGGAGCACCGGAGCCCUGGAAGUCUGCAAGCACACGGGCCAUCCGGGGACCCACCCCAGAGUGAAAAUGCUCAUCUCCAGAGGGCUGCAGCUGGAGGGACAAGUUUUGGCGGAGAAACGAGAUCUACAAGCUCUGCUGGCAGACGUGCAGGAGGGCUCCGCCCUGCCCUGCCUCACUUUCUCUGCCUUACAGGACAGAGUUCAGGACACCAUCCUGCACUCUCAGGAGAUAACAGGGAUGCUUAGCUGUGUGGAGGUAAAGUGUGAGGGAGAAGCUGAAGGUGUUCAGCCCCAUCCAAAGGUCAUUGUUCGUGCAUACACCACUCCAGAGCCUCAAGUAGGAACUUUCCAGAAAUAUGAGGUCCAGGUCUUCUCCAGAGUUGAGAAGCCGUCACAGGAGGGUCUAACACAGAGUCAGAGCCUCCAAACUCAUGGAUAUUCUCCAUUACAAAGACAAAUGAAAGCCAAACCUGAUCUCCAACCCCAAGUGCCAUCUGUGGGUGAUCCCCAGGAGCUACAGUUGCAACAGACCCCAGCUCUACUCUCAUGUACCCCUGGAACAGAGGCCCCGAAGGAAGCUCAAGCUGUGGAUCAGGUAGACCUGAGUCGGAGAGAGGCCUGUCCUCUGCCAGAAGCCACCCAUGCUCCGGUGGAGAAACCUCAGCAGCCUCCGGCCUCACCGGCCUCCAGCAACAUCUCUGACUCGGGGACCUCCCACCAGCAAUGCCCUGACACUCUGUCCAGAUCCAAACCUCAGACCACAGAGCCUAGCCCACACCAGCACCACAAGUACGUAGCCAAAGCUCACAGUCUUCCCCUGUCCCACGAGUCCUCUCCUACAUUUGCCAAGCCUGCGGUGCAGGCCCCAGCCAAGGCGCAGGAAACCCAGAUCCGGCCAAAGGCUCUCGGCCCAGGCACGCCCCACAGGCAGCGGGGAAUGGGCCAGACUCCCAGCACGCCCCACAGCCCCGGGCAGACCGAGCUGUAUUCCAGAGCACAGGCCAUGGCUAAGAGCAGGAUGGACAAGGCUCAACGGCGUCUGCUGGAGCAUGUAGAUGAGGUGAUUACAGCCCUCAGCAGCACGGGCAUAUCAGAAGAACAGAAGCAGGGGGCACUGCAGAACCUUAAGCCAGCAAUGCUAGAGGAGUUCCUGGGAGCUGUGGAGGGAGCAGGGGCCUUCUGUUCUCAGGCCCAGUGGACAGACACGGAGGGUCUCUCUCUAUCUGUUAGGGCCCAGUGGGAGGCAAGCUCCUCGGCUGUGCAGCCCGAGGAGUGUCUGCAGGCCCUACGGGGGCUCAGCGAGAUGCUGCAGCCCCUGCGUGGCUCCCAUCCUGCCAGUAGCCCCCCGAAGCAGUUCCAGGUGGACCCGGGAGUUCCACGGCCGCAGCGCGGGGAGCAAACACAAGUCAGCACCCUGCUCAGAGAGCCGGGACUACCUGCAGAGCAGUCGCUCAGUCAGGUAGACAUCCAGGACAUCAUACAGGUUAGCAGCCUGGGGAGCAGACGCAGCCCCGAGAGGGCUGUCGUUCCCACCGCCCAUGCACAGGAAGAGGAGACCUCCCGACAGGAAGCCCACAGCAGCUACGGGGACGCCCGCUUAGCUUUCCAGCAGCAGCUGCGGGUGAAUGGCGAGCGGCUGCGUGCCGAGCAUCCCCCCGGCCCCUCGCCACACACCCUGAAAGCCCACCUGCAUGAGCUCCAGGCCCUGAGGCAGCAGACAGAGGCUCUCUGGUUUGAAUUUGAGCUUCAGAGCUCUCGACACAUGGAAGAGGGCUGCAGUGUUGUGCCAGACAGAGCCCAGCUCCUUCAGCAGUGGAGAAGACAGCGAAUCUGCCUUCAGACCAGGAUGAAGUCACUGGAGAGCGCAUUGGAGUUGUUAGAACCAAUUGAUAGAAAUAUCGACCUGAUCUCUGAUCAGCUAGACCAGAUUGUUAAAAAACCCAUCGUCAUCAGUGGCUAUGCCCUCGCUGACCCCAGAGCGCUACAUGAAGGCAUAAAGCAUCUAGAUGAGAGCAUUCAGAGAGAACUGCAGCUCCUGUCGGAAUCUGAGAGGAAAGUGUCUGGCUGCGGCGGCGUGUCAGAGACUGAUGUCCAGACGCCACCGCCUCCGCAAGCCGUCCAGAGCUGCGUGCCGCGCCUGGUCCAGCUGAGCCUCCGGCUCGGGAGGGCGCGCUCGGCCCUGGAGGCCCUGGAGCAGCACCUGGCCAGCCUGCAGCAGCUGGACAGGGAGCUCUCCUCGGCCACCGCCGCACCUCCGGCAGGAGCGGCGGGACCAGGCCGCGGAGUCUCCACGCGGCAGAGGCUGGAGCGGGCGGCGGAGGAGGCCGCGCGGCUGGACGGGCUGCUCGCAGACGCAGCGAUGACCGUCGGCUCCGGGCCCCGCGGCUGCCGCGACCUGGUGUCGGCACUGAGUGAGCGCGUGGCAGGGGGGGAGCCCCCAGGGCGGAGAGCAGCACAGGGGGGAGAAGGGCAGAAGGAACGGAUGCUGAAGGGGAGGAGCAGAGCCCUUAAGGCCACGCUGAGGGAAGUACAGGUGGAGCUGGAGAGGCAGGGCCUGAAGGAGGCCACUCUACCCGCCCUGCAGCACAGAUUGCGCUGUUUGGCGGACGCGCAGAGUAAGCUGACCGCUCUGCGCUCGGACAUCCAGAGCCUGCGUGACGCCUCCGGCCGGGCCCGCGCGACGGAAGCCGGGGAGCUGGAGGCGCAGUGGGAGGAGGCGCACCGAGCGGCCGCUGAAAGCCGCGAGGAGUGCCGUGCCCUGGUUGAGCUGCUGAGGAGGUUCCAGAGCUGCCGCCGCCUGCUGGGCACCACCCUGCAGCGGGCCGAGCAGACCGUCGGAGAGCGCGCCUCCUACAUGGGCAAGGACAACCUUCAGUCCCUCUGCACCAGGGUGAGUGGUAUCAAGUCAGAGCUGACGUCUCUUGGGGAUGCAGUGGAGGAGUUCCGGACUGUGUGCAGACAGCUGCAGACUCAGCUCAGGAAGCUCCCCAACUUUCCCGACACGCCGUUUGAGAACGAGGCUGAUGACUUCAUGGACCGCUGGCUGGAUGUGAGCGAGAAGACCGACUGCUGUCUGGACAACCUGCAGGCUGGGCUGUCCUUGUGGGAUCAGCUCCUCUCCCUGGCCGGGGAGGUGGAUAUGUGGAGCUCUCGCAAGUUGAAGGCAUUUGACCAGUCAUGCCCCUUUCAGAAAGAGCAGGAUGUCACCGCUAUGGAGGAAGAGCUGAGGAGCCAGGAGGAGAAUGUGGAGCGCUUUCAUUCAAGGUCUGCUGAGAUCCAGCGGCUGCUGCAGGGCACGGAGCACCCUCUGGAGCUGCAGGUGAUCGAGUCCCAGCUGAGGAAGAGGAUUGGAGAGGUGAAGGAGCUCCUCUCGGAAGCGAGUGACGUCUUCAGGGAGCUGAUGGCUGCCAAGGCCCAGGUGGCAGCCAGGAUGGCGGAAUGCCUGUCCUCCAUACAGACAAUAACAGAUGCCCUGACUACACCGACUGCCCCUGAGGGCCCACAGCACAUGCAGCACAUUCAGAGCUUAUCCGAGCAGCUGCAGGCAGAGAGCGCACAGGUGGACGCUGUGCUGCAGCAAGUGGCCCUGCUAGCCAGCCUGGCCAGCCCAGAGAUCAUGCUCGCCCUGACCGAGGAAGGGGCCCGGCUCCAGGACAGCGUGUCCGCUGCCGAGGAGAUGAUCGUGCUGAGAAGGAAUCAGGCAGACGGCCUCGGUAAGCCACACCAGGCCAAAGGUGAUCACGUCCCAGAGGGUCCCCUUCACGGGACACCCCAACCCGGGAGGAGGGAACUCUCCUUUCCCCCUGGAGCAGAGCCGCCACACCGGGACCCCCCGGACGGCGGUGACCUGUCGGAGGAGCUGCGGACCUUUAGCGGCCAGGCCCGAGGCGCUAGGGCUUGGGUCGGCGAGCUGCAGCAGCAGGUCGACAGUCUGGGCCCCAGCGCUCUGAAAAGCCUGGAAAUCACCGCGGAGAGACGAAAAGGACUACAGGUGGUGUUGAACCCGGAGGCUGAGGGGGACAGCAGGUUGGAGGAACUCAAGGUCGAAACUCAGGAACUGAGAGACAGAAGGGACAUCCUUCACGCUCUUAAUAAAGCAGAGACCCGGUGGGGAUCUGUGUUGCAGUCAGCACACGAACAGCACAGUCGUCCCUCCUGUCUCAGCCAGAGGCAGCAGGUUGAGGACAGGCUGCAGCAGCUGCAGGAGCAGACAGCAUGCCUGCCCGGGCUGCCCGAGAGGCAGACGGCUCUGGAGCAGGCCCGGGCCCUCCUGGAGACAGCCAGAGCCGUGGACAGUGAGGUCGCAGCCCUGGUAGUCCACGACCCAAGCUGCACUGGAGUGUCCUGGGUCAGCCUGGAGGACAGACGCGCCAGCCUGCUCAAACAACUCACCGAUGUGUGUGGCAGUCUGGAGUCAAGCGCUGGCACGGAAGACCACUGCAGCGGACAGCUCGAUCGGUGGCGUGAAACGCCGACCGGUCUGCAGAUGUCGGCGCGGCACGGAGCCUCCGAGUCCUCCGCUGCACUAGAAGUGAGGGCUCUGGAUCAGGAGGUCAGGGAGUUACAGGAGGUUGAGGCACUGGCUACCACACUGCUACCAAGCUGCACUCCUGAGGGCCAGAAGACCCUAUCGCAGGUCAUCCAGACUCUCCACAGUAAGAAGACAAUGCGAGAGGAGUCCCUACCCAAACUGCAUGGCCAUUUAAAACACCAGAAGGCAGGAGAAAGCAACUCUGAGAUGGCCGCUGAAAAUGUGGACGUUUGCAAGGAUGUUGGAGAUGGACACAUCAUGCCUAAACAAGUUGGUGAAGCGUCACAAGCGACAACAGUCCCAAAUGCCGAAAAGACGAACGAGCCACACACUGAGCAGCCUCGGGCAGAAGUGAACCAGUACAUAGAGCCUUCCACUGCCGGAACAAGGAGAGGGACGAUGGAGGGAGUUCUGGAUUCAGACCCAACGAACAGCGAAGAAGACAAGAUGACAGAGACGCCCGACUCCAAAUAUACGAGCGUGGCCAGCCGUCAGCGGUCAGCUAGCGCGAGGCUUCCAGACCCCGCAGACACAGUGCGUGGUGCGUCCACAGAACUGAGCCAGAAAGAGCACGCGGACUUUUUAACUGCAGGGACUACGCAGUGGGAGGCUGUGAGCGCCACGCGUGUAGAGACGUCCCUGCAAGUGGAGAACCAGCCAAGAGCUACAAGCAGUAAUCCCGUGACUGCUAGCCAUCUCGGUGUCACCAGCAACUGUCCCCUGAAGAUAAAACCAAAAGAUGUCAAGUGCAUCGUUCCAAAGCACGUUCCUGGUUCUGGGGUGAUUGAAAUGUCACAGCAGGUGGGAGCAGAGUCGCAGAUGUCUGCUGCAGUGCCGUCACAACCAGACCUCAACAGCCACAGAGAGGAGCAGAGCAAGCAUGUGGACUGCACGGUCAGCCUACAGCCGGGAGAAAUGUCCACAGCCCGGUUGGACGUGUGUAGGAACGGAAAAGCUGAAGCUGGGGGCUCCGAACAUGGUCGUGGGGGAGAUGGAGGCACAGCAGUGCAGCCUAGCCAGACGUCAGGGUUGGCAGCCUUAAUACACAUCAGCACGAAUGUUCAGCCACUAAUGGACACCAGCGGUGUUUCAGCGCUGGGUGAGAAAGAGACGAGAGAGGCUGCCUGGUUCUUGCAGCCAUUAUCCACAGAUUCUGAGGACCAACUGGAACGAACUGUCUUCAGGAUUCUAAGAUGUCAGUACCAACCAGCCCAACUCAGCACAGAGCUUAUGAUGCAGCAGGUUCAGGAAGCUGAGAGCUGCAGACAGCUUGUUAUGGAGCAGGCAGAAGCACUGUCCCGGUGUUCCCAUGCUGGUGCCUCCCUGUCCAGCAGGUGCAUGGAGGGUAGGUGGAGCACAGCGCUGUGUAGCGCCUCCGCCGUCGUGCAGGCGAAGGAGGCCCAACUCCACCAGUUCACACGGUAUCACCAGCAAACCCAGACUGCCCGAGACACGUUAGAGGGGCUUCACGCGGAGUUAGACACGCUGAGCCUGGAUUCUUUGACAAGCAGUGCCAUUCAGGCAGAAAAGCUGCGUGCGUUCCUGAUGCGCAUAGAGGAGAAGAAAGGCAUGUUGGACACACUGCUGUGCUUGUGCCGCCAGGUGGCGGCCCAUCUGGAGAAGGCCGAGGGGCCUGUGGCAUGCCUAAUCCAGGUGCAGAAUCUACAGGAGAAGUGGCACAUUUUGGAGGGGAGCGCGGAUAGAACCCUGAGGCACGCUGACAUCUGCACAGCCGAAGCGUCUUCUCUACUGAGGGACUCUAAGGAGCUUGCAGGAGAACUAGAGGCUCUGCAGCAUGUAGAAUGCCACAGCAUACUACAGAAAACUCUGACAUACUCUGAACUUGUUGAAAUGAAUGAACGCUACCUGUACCUCCUUGAGCGCUCUCAGACUCUUUCCCAGUACCCACUAGGGGAGAGUGAGAGGCAGCACAUUGAGAAAACUUUCCAAAAUCUGAAGUCCCAAUUGGAACGUACACAGGAGAAGCUUGGUACUCAUUCCUCAUGUCUCAGUGACCACUCGCUAGCAGAGUUCACUGAGGUUAUGAAAGACUAUGUAACCUGGGAUAAAAUAACAGAGGGCAGAGUCACGAGGAGAAAGAAGCUUUCUCUCUUUCCUGAGGAGGCUACUCAGCAGGUUAACAGCAUAAAGAAACUACAGGCAGAAAUAUCAGUAAGGAGGUCCAAAUUUGCCUCUGUUGCUGAAAAGCUAAAAGAGGAGACUGCGAGCCUUAAUGAGGAGAUUUCAUCUAUGAUAUUAUCUGCACUUGAGUCUGUAAAGGUCUUGUACUGUAAGGUCACAGAGAGGUCAGACUGUUUUUCUGUAGAACUGAACCAAAUGUUGAAUGCUAGACAGAGACUGGAGACUCAGCUCACAGUCAACAGUACCUGGCUAGCUUCACUCUUAGAUGAACACUCAAAUAAAGCCACAGGGGUUCAAUUAGGAACUACUAUUGCAGACUUAAAAGUGGACCUAGAAAGGCACAAGGGUACUUUGAAAGAAGCCGAGAGACGUGUAACUAUCGUUCAGACACUUCUCGAUGAGACAAAGGCUAUGAUCCACGGUUUAACUAUAGCAGAAAAUUUCCACCUUGUUGACAAACUUACCAGCUUGCGAGCAGAGCUCAGUGGGGUUGUAAGAUGUGAACAGUUCAUGUGCUGGGAACUGGAAGAGCUCUUGCAUGCCCAGGAAUCUUCCACAGAUGAAUUCGAUGCUAUCCAGAGGAGCUUGCAGAAAAUUACAACUGACCUGGAGAAGCAAAGGUAUCCUGUAACACAAGAGACCCUCUCUGCUUUUGACCCUGUGAGACACAGACUGAUGGAACACCUGUCCCAAGUUCAGCAAGUCCAGCAUCUCCAGGGCCAUCAAAGGAAAGACCUGAUCCAUGCCAUCCUGACCUUACAGGGGAGAACAAGGCUGCUGGACCAGCAGUUCAAAGAACACAAGGAGUACCUGUCUUCCAAGCAGCAUUUGGAUAACUGCAUAGAGGCAAUAAAAAAGAGGCUUCCUCAGGUCUCGGAUGUGAGCCUAAAAGUCGAUGAGCGGUUCAGGCUGGGUCAUGCCUUGCUGGUGGCAUUUCCUCUGGUGAAGAUGUCCUGUGAAGAGACCGCUGACCGACUGGAGGCCAUUUCCGGUGAUCUCUAUCCAUCCCAGCUUGGAUCAGAGAGGCAAAAGAUUCGCAGUGCGGUUCCAAACAUUGCUGCCUGGGAAAAAAUUGUUAGCAGCGAAGUUAAAGCACUUGAGCGCUGCCUAGUGGAAGGCUUCAGCAGUGCCACUGAGCUGACCGCAUUGUCCCAGCACUUUCUGAGAGCUGAAGAGCAGCUAAAGCAGAUCAGCUGCUUGGAGCCGAACGACCACGUCAUCGCUGCAGAACUACGAAAGUGCUGGACCCUUGAGAGCGCUGUGGCUUCUGGGUUGCGAAUGUUAGAGGCCUGCAGAGAUGGUACAGCAGUUGAAGGCUAUAAGGACACCACUGACACAUGUAGAAGAAUUUUGAAAGAAUGCAAGAUGCACAAAGGAAAACUUAUCCAAGCUAAGGAGGCCCUGAAGGUCUACCAGUGGGCUGUCCAAGGGACUCAGGCUUUUCUGCAGCAGGUUAAGUCCAGACUCCUCCUUCCCUCGUCCAGCUUCACAGACUGUAUGGAGGAACUGCAACAUACUCAACAAAUUCUUACUAGUCUGACUCAAGGUUUCCAGGCUCAUAUGAGUGAAAUUCAGACCCGGUUGCCCCAACGAGCAUGUCUAUCUGGCUGUUCCAUUGAGAAGCUCCACAUCCAGGUUGUCAGCAACCUCCUAGUGGGUAAUGCUAUCCUGGAAACCAAAACUAGGCUCAAGAUGAAGGCUCUUGAAAGGUGCUUAAUGGAACAAUCUACUCACAGUAAACACCAUGAUGAAAUGAGCCAGCUUCUCCAAAACUUUGACUCCAAACUUUCACAAAGCCUCCGUCACAAGCCAAUAUCUUCAGAAGACUGCAAAGAGCAGCUCCAGAAAAUGAAGGAUCUUCAGGAGGAGUUGGGGGACACUGGUAGAAAACUAAAGGCGCUGAGAACAAGCUGUCCUCUCCAGGGCUGUAACGUAGCUGCUGAGCAGGCUCUGGGCCACCUGUGGAGGCAGUGGGCCAUGCUGCAACGCAGACUGGAUGCUCUUAGAUCCAGAGUCACACAUGCAGAGACACAGUGGAAGGACAUGACGCUAAGGGUCAAGAGGUCCCGAGAAGCUCUCGACAGACUUGAACGUGGCCUCCCUGAUGUUUCCAAGGUGAGGGGAUCUCUGAGGAAGCUUCAAGAGACCCUGGCCCAAACCGAGCAGCUCCAGGAUAAGCUGGCCCAGGAGCAUGGCAUCGUGGUCUCUCUGCAGCACUGUGGAUCACGACUGCAGGACGGCUCGAGCCCAGAGAAGCUCAGCAAGCCAACUUGGCUAAAUCAGGAACUGCACUCUCUUCAAAGCAGCUUCCAAAGCCUAAGAGAACAAAUCAAUGAGGCGAGACGUGAUGCAUUGACUGAGAUCCAGGAGCGGGAUUGCUUGCAGCAGGAACUGAAGUCAGUCCAGCGGAGUAUUCUGUCUCUUCUGUCUGUCCUGCAGAUGCAGCCGAAUCCCACACACUUACAGGAGCUGAGAGUGGAGGCGAGCUCUCAGAAUGCCAGACUGCAGGACAUUAUGAGCAGGGUGAGGACCAGGAGCGGUGGUGUUCCCCAGGAGAUCCAGACUCUAGAGGAGGAGAUCAGUCUGUCCCUGCGGAAAGUCAAGGAGAAGGUGGGGCAGGCCAUGGAGAGGAGUGGCCCUCUCCACAGAAUGAGGGAGCGUGUGAUUGAGAUCACUGUGGGGCUAAGCCGUGCGAAGGCCCUGCUGCAGCAGAAGAGUUCCACUGUACAAGAAGCUGAAAACGCACUGAAGUGUGUGUGGGACGAGUUGGACCAGUGGCACUCCCGGAUAGCCGAGCUGGAGGCGGAGGUGCAGGAGCUAGCCGAGGAGCAGGCCAAGAGGGCCCACGUCCUGAUGGAUGAGCUCACCAAACCUCUGGAGUGCUACCAGGCUGUGGCCAAACAGGCCGAGCAGAGGACGGCGUUUAUCAGCAGAAUUCCUGCGUGUCUCCAGGAGUAUGAAGAUGUUCUCCAUAGUUCUACCUGUUGGCUGACAGAGGCUCAGUGCUGGCUGGAGACCCCACGCAUCUACACCACUGCCAAAUGCCUCCACAGUCAUGCCAGCUCCUUACAGACGAUGCUGGACGAAUCUGACGGAGUCUGUGGUGCUCUGGAGUCCUUUGGCCCUGCAUUGCAAGACAUCUCAGUGGUGUGUGACACCAGCGCUCAGGAGCAGAAGCUCCUUCAGGUCCGCACCAACAUCGGCCACGUGCGCCGCCGCGCCAUGGAGCCCCUCUCCGAGCUUCAGAACGCCGCUGCGGAGAUGGAUGCCAUCGAAGCCGAGGUGAAGGCGAUGGAAACGAACGUGUCGAAGAUCAGAACUAUUUUAUCCAGCAUUGACACCGAGGACAUUCCCCCAGAGGAGCAUCUCCAGAACAGACAGAUCAUCCUUGACAACCUUCAGGCCAUGAAGAGGACCGUGGGCGAGAUCGAAAGGUGCAGGGCGGGCCUCGGCCUUCCGGCGGGGGCAGAGCUCAGCUUGGCGGCCUUCCACAGAGCCAGACAGCUGGAGCAACCCCUCCAUGACCUGCAGCUGUUGACUGAGGAGCAGAAUGCUGCAAUCAGGGUUGCUAUCGGUCAUCCAGUUGACUUUAUUUAUCCCUGUGACCAAAUGUCAGAAUCCAGCCUUGUCGUACUCUCCUUUGGGGACAAAGUGGUGCCCGUGGAAACACCAUACCCCGAGGAAGAGGACAGUGAUGAUUACGAGGAUGAAGGCGAUUGCUCCUCGUCCUCUGAGACUCUCACGUGCAGUGUUCCAGAGGACCCAGAAGAACCUCUGAUGAACGAGGAGAGUGCUGAACCCGAUGCCCCCACCCUGGUCCAGGUGUCUGUCACUAAGGAAUCAACUGUCAAAGAAACAAAUUACAUGGAGUCUUUGCCCCUGAACAGCGAGACUAAAUUUGAACAUAGUCCUUCACCUACACAGCUUAAGAAACUCGAUCCAUUAACAGCAGACAGUAGCACAGCUGCUGAAGACAGGAGUUCUGUGCCUGACACAUCUGCCCAGCCUCUCGACACACUAAUAUCAGAGAGAACCGAGCCUGCUUCACAACUCUCCAGACCAUCUGAAUCGAGUGCUCACGAGCCUGAGGACGUGCUUCGAGACAUCAGACGUGCUGCAGUAAUGGAGGAACCCCAAGGAGUGAUACCAGCAGCUGAUCUCAAACCAGGAGAGACAGGACUGUUCACAGUAAAGCCUCUUGUGGAAGCUGUAGACGUGGAGGCCAUGAGCAAGGGGACCCAGCCAGUCCCUCAGGAGAUGCUCCCUGACGGUCCCUCUGCUCCCACCGUGACACAUCUGAACCAGAACCUAGAAGAACCUCUGAACCAGGAGAGUGCUGAACCGGAUGCUCCCACCAUGGUCCAGGUGUCUAUCACUAAGGAAUCAACUGUCAAAGAAACAAAUUACAUGGAGUCUUUGCCCCUGAACAGCGAGACUAAAUUUGAACAUAGUCCUUCACCUACACAGCUUAAGAAACUCGAUCCAUUAACAGCAGACAGUAGCACAGCUGCUGAAGACAGGAGUUCUGUGCCUGACACAUCUGCCCAGCCUCUCGACACACUAAUAUCAGAGAGAACCGAGCCUGCUUCACAACUCUCCAGACCAUCUGAAUCGAGUGCUCACGAGCCUGAGGACGUGCUUCGAGACAUCAGACGUGCUGCAGUAAUGGAGGAACCCCAAGGAGUGAUACCAGCAGCUGAUCUCAAACCAGGAGAGACAGGACUGUUCACAGUAAAGCCUCUUGUGGAAGCUGUAGACGUGGAGGCCAUGAGCAAGGGGACCCAGCCAGUCCCUCAGGAGAUGCUCCCUGACGGUCCCUCUGCUCCCACCGUGACACAUCUGAACCAGAACCUAGAAGAACCUCUGAACCAGGAGAGUGCUGAACCGGAUGCUCCCACCAUGGUCCAGGUGUCUAUCACUAAGGAAUCAACUGUCAAAGAAACAAAUUACAUGGAGUCUUUGCCCCUGAACAGCGAGACUAAAUUUGAACAUAGUCCUUCACCUACACAGCUUAAGAAACUCGAUCCAUUAACAGCAGACAGUAGCACAGCUGCUGAAGACAGGAGUUCUGUGCCUGACACAUCUGCCCAGCCUCUCGACACACUAAUACCAGAGAGAACCGAGCCUGCUUCACAACUCUCCAGACCAUCUGAAUCGAGUGCUCACGAGCCUGAGGACGUGCUUCGAGACAUCAGACGUGCUGCAGUAAUGGAGGAACCCCAAGGAGUGAUACCAGCAGCUGAUCUCAAACCAGGAGAGACAGGACUGUUCACAGUAAAGCCUCUUGUGGAAGCUGUAGACGUGGAGGCCAUGAGCAAGGGGACCCAGCCAGUCCCUCAGGAGAUGCUCCCUGACCGUCCCUCUGCUCCCACCGUGACACAUCUGAACCAGAACCUAGAAGAACCUCUGAACCAGGAGAGUGCUGAACCGGAUGCUCCGACCAUGGUCCAGGUGUCUAUCACUAAGGAAUCAACUGUCAAAGAAACAAAUUACAUGGAGUCUUUGCCCCUGAACAGCGAGACUAAAUUUGAACAUAGUCCUUCACCUACACAGCUUAAGAAACUCGAUCCAUUAACAGCAGACAGUAGCACAGCUGCUGAAGACAGGAGUUCUGUGCCUGACACAUCUGCCCAGCCUCUCGACACACUAAUAUCAGAGAGAACCGAGCCUGCUUCACAACUCUCCAGACCAUCUGAAUCGAGUGCUCACGAGCCUGAGGACGUGCUUCGAGACAUCAGACGUGCUGCAGUAAUGGAGGAACCUCAAGGAGUGAUACCAGCAGCUGAUCUCAAACCAGGAGAGACAGGACUGUUCACAGUAAAGCCUCUUGUGGAAGCUGUAGACGUGGAGGCCAUGAGCAAGGGGACCCAGCCAGUCCCUCAGGAGAUGCUCCCUGACCGUCCCUCUGCUCCCACCGUGACACAUCUGAACCAGAACCUAGAAGAACCUCUGAACCAGGAGAGUGCUGAACCGGAUGCUCCGACCAUGGUCCAGGUGUCUAUCACUAAGGAAUCAACUGUCAAAGAAACAAAUUACAUGGAGUCUUUGCCCCUGAACAGCGAGACUAAAUUUGAACAUAGUCCUUCACCUACACAGCUUAAGAAACUCGAUCCAUUAACAGCAGACAGUAGCACAGCUGCUGAAGACAGGAGUUCUGUGCCUGACACAUCUGCCCAGCCUCUCGACACACUAAUAUCAGAGAGAACCGAGCCUGCUUCACAACUCUCCAGACCAUCUGAAUCGAGUGCUCACGAGCCUGAGGACGUGCUUCGAGACAUCAGACGUGCUGCAGUAAUGGAGGAACCUCAAGGAGUGAUACCAGCAGCUGAUCUCAAACCAGGAGAGACAGGACUGUUCACAGUAAAGCCUCUUGUGGAAGCUGUAGACGUGGAGGCCAUGAGCAAGGGGACCCAGCCAGUCCCUCAGGAGAUGCUCCCUGACCGUCCCUCUGCUCCCACCGUGACACAUCUGAACCAGAACCUAGAAGAACCUCUGAACCAGGAGAGUGCUGAACCGGAUGCUCCGACCAUGGUCCAGGUGUCUAUCACUAAGGAAUCAACUGUCAAAGAAACAAAUUACAUGGAGUCUUUGCCCCUGAACAGCGAGACUAAAUUUGAACAUAGUCCUUCACCUACACAGCUUAAGAAACUCGAUCCAUUAACAGCAGACAGUAGCACAGCUGCUGAAGACAGGAGUUCUGUGCCUGACACAUCUGCCCAGCCUCUCGACACACUAAUAUCAGAGAGAACCGAGCCUGCUUCACAACUCUCCAGACCAUCUGAAUCGAGUGCUCACGAGCCUGAGGACGUGCUUCGAGACAUCAGACGUGCUGCAGUAAUGGAGGAACCUCAAGGAGUGAUACCAGCAGCUGAUCUCAAACCAGGAGAGACAGGACUGUUCACAGUAAAGCCUCUUGUGGAAGCUGUAGACGUGGAGGCCAUGAGCAAGGGGACCCAGCCAGUCCCUCAGGAGAUGCUCCCUGACCGUGUGGAAGAGGAAAGGUCCAUCUGCAGACCCACAGAGGAAGGAGCAGAGAUACAGGCUGCUUUCAGUAAGGUCCCACAGGCAGCCAGCCCAGUCAGUGAGGUGGAGGAGCCCUCAGAGGCCACACUGAAGCUCUCUCGCCCAGACGCAGACACUGGUCCUCAGGAGCACACAGCACUGCCCUCUGCUCCCACCGUGACACAUCUGAACCAGAACCUAGAAGAACCUCUGAACCAGGAGAGUGCUGAACCGGAUGCUCCGACCAUGGUCCAGGUGUCUAUCACUAAGGAAUCAACUGUCAAAGAAACAAAUUACAUGGAGUCUUUGCCCCUGAACAGCGAGACUAAAUUUGAACAUAGUCCUUCACCUACACAGCUUAAGAAACUCGAUCCAUUAACAGCAGACAGUAGCACAGCUGCUGAAGACAGGAGUUCUGUGCCUGACACAUCUGCCCAGCCUCUCGACACACUAAUAUCAGAGAGAACCGAGCCUGCUUCACAACUCUCCAGACCAUCUGAAUCGAGUGCUCACGAGCCUGAGGACGUGCUUCGAGACAUCAGACGUGCUGCAGUAAUGGAGGAACCUCAAGGAGUGAUACCAGCAGCUGAUCUCAAACCAGGAGAGACAGGACUGUUCACAGUAAAGCCUCUUGUGGAAGCUGUAGACGUGGAGGCCAUGAGCAAGGGGACCCAGCCAGUCCCUCAGGAGAUGCUCCCUGACCGUGUGGAAGAGGAAAGGUCCAUCUGCAGACCCACAGAGGAAGGAGCAGAGAUACAGGCUGCUUUCAGUAAGGUCCCACAGGCAGCCAGCCCAGUCAGUGAGGUGGAGGAGCCCUCAGUGGCCACACUGAAGCUCUCUCGCCCAGACGCAGACACUGGUCCUCAGGAGCACACAGCACUGCCCUCUGCUCCCACCGUGACACAUCUGAACCAGAACCUAGAAGAACCUCUGAACCAGGAGAGUGCUGAAGCGGAUGCUCCGACCAUGGUCCAGGUGUCUAUCACUAAGGAAUCAACUGUCAAAGAAACAAAUUACAUGGAGUCUUUGCCCCUGAACAGCGAGACUAAAUUUGAACAUAGUCCUUCACCUACACAGCUUAAGAAACUCGAUCCAUUAACAGCAGACAGUAGCACAGCUGCUGAAGACAGGAGUUCUGUGCCUGACACAUCUGCCCAGCCUCUCGACACACUAAUAUCAGAGAGAACCGAGCCUGCUUCACAACUCUCCAGACCAUCUGAAUCGAGUGCUCACGAGCCUGAGGACGUGCUUCGAGACAUCAGACGUGCUGCAGUAAUGGAGGAACCUCAAGGAGUGAUACCAGCAGCUGAUCUCAAACCAGGAGAGACAGGACUGUUCACAGUAAAGCCUCUUGUGGAAGCUGUAGACGUGGAGGCCAUGAGCAAGGGGACCCAGCCAGUCCCUCAGGAGAUGCUCCCUGACCGUGUGGAAGAGGAAAGGUCCAUCUGCAGACCCACAGAGGAAGGAGCAGAGAUACAGGCUGCUUUCAGUAAGGUCCCACAGGCAGCCAGCCCAGUCAGUGAGGUGGAGGAGCCCUCAGUGGCCACACUGAAGCUCUCUCGCCCAGACGCAGACACUGGUCCUCAGGAGCACACAGCACUGCCCUCUGCUCCCACCGUGACACAUCUGAACCAGAACCUAGAAGAACCUCUGAACCAGGAGAGUGCUGAAGCGGAUGCUCCGACCAUGGUCCAGGUGUCUAUCACUAAGGAAUCAACUGUCAAAGAAACAAAUUACAUGGAGUCUUUGCCCCUGAACAGCGAGACUAAAUUUGAACAUAGUCCUUCACCUACACAGCUUAAGAAACUCGAUCCAUUAACAGCAGACAGUAGCACAGCUGCUGAAGACAGGAGUUCUGUGCCUGACACAUCUGCCCAGCCUCUCGACACACUAAUAUCAGAGAGAACCGAGCCUGCUUCACAACUCUCCAGACCAUCUGAAUCGAGUGCUCACGAGCCUGAGGACGUGCUUCGAGACAUCAGACGUGCUGCAGUAAUGGAGGAACCUCAAGGAGUGAUACCAGCAGCUGAUCUCAAACCAGGAGAGACAGGACUGUUCACAGUAAAGCCUCUUGUGGAAGCUGUAGACGUGGAGGCCAUGAGCAAGGGGACCCAGCCAGUCCCUCAGGAGAUGCUCCCUGACCGUGUGGAAGAGGAAAGGUCCAUCUGCAGACCCACAGAGGAAGGAGCAGAGAUACAGGCUGCUUUCAGUAAGGUCCCACAGGCAGCCAGCCCAGUCAGUGAGGUGGAGGAGCCCUCAGUGGCCACACUGAAGCUCUCUCGCCCAGACGCAGACACUGGUCCUCAGGAGCACACAGCACUGCCCUCUGCUCCCACCGUGACACAUCUGAACCAGAACCUAGAAGAACCUCUGAACCAGGAGAGUGCUGAACCGGAUGCUCCGACCAUGGUCCAGGUGUCUAUCACUAAGGAAUCAACUGUCAAAGAAACAAAUUACAUGGAGUCUUUGCCCCUGAACAGCGAGACUAAAUUUGAACAUAGUCCUUCACCUACACAGCUUAAGAAACUCGAUCCAUUAACAGCAGACAGUAGCACAGCUGCUGAAGACAGGAGUUCUGUGCCUGACACAUCUGCCCAGCCUCUCGACACACUAAUAUCAGAGAGAACCGAGCCUGCUUCACAACUCUCCAGACCAUCUGAAUCGAGUGCUCACGAGCCUGAGGACGUGCUUCGAGACAUCAGACGUGCUGCAGUAAUGGAGGAACCCCAAGGAGUGAUACCAGCAGCUGAUCUCAAACCAGGAGAGACAGGACUGUUCACAGUAAAGCCUCUUGUGGAAGCUGUAGACGUGGAGGCCAUGAGCAAGGGGACCCAGCCAGUCCCUCAGGAGAUGCUCCCUGACCGUCCCUCUGCUCCCACCGUGACACAUCUGAACCAGAACCUAGAAGAACCUCUGAACCAGGAGAGUGCUGAACCGGAUGCUCCGACCAUGGUCCAGGUGUCUAUCACUAAGGAAUCAACUGUCAAAGAAACAAAUUACAUGGAGUCUUUGCCCCUGAACAGCGAGACUAAAUUUGAACAUAGUCCUUCACCUACACAGCUUAAGAAACUCGAUCCAUUAACAGCAGACAGUAGCACAGCUGCUGAAGACAGGAGUUCUGUGCCUGACACAUCUGCCCAGCCUCUCGACACACUAAUAUCAGAGAGAACCGAGCCUGCUUCACAACUCUCCAGACCAUCUGAAUCGAGUGCUCACGAGCCUGAGGACGUGCUUCGAGACAUCAGACGUGCUGCAGUAAUGGAGGAACCUCAAGGAGUGAUACCAGCAGCUGAUCUCAAACCAGGAGAGACAGGACUGUUCACAGUAAAGCCUCUUGUGGAAGCUGUAGACGUGGAGGCCAUGAGCAAGGGGACCCAGCCAGUCCUUCAGGAGAUGCUCCCUGACCGUCCCUCUGCUCCCACCGUGACACAUCUGAACCAGAACCUAGAAGAACCUCUGAACCAGGAGAGUGCUGAACCGGAUGCUCCGACCAUGGUCCAGGUGUCUAUCACUAAGGAAUCAACUGUCAAAGAAACAAAUUACAUGGAGUCUUUGCCCCUGAACAGCGAGACUAAAUUUGAACAUAGUCCUUCACCUACACAGCUUAAGAAACUCGAUCCAUUAACAGCAGACAGUAGCACAGCUGCUGAAGACAGGAGUUCUGUGCCUGACACAUCUGCCCAGCCUCUCGACACACUAAUAUCAGAGAGAACCGAGCCUGCUUCACAACUCUCCAGACCAUCUGAAUCGAGUGCUCACGAGCCUGAGGACGUGCUUCGAGACAUCAGACGUGCUGCAGUAAUGGAGGAACCUCAAGGAGUGAUACCAGCAGCUGAUCUCAAACCAGGAGAGACAGGACUGUUCACAGUAAAGCCUCUUGUGGAAGCUGUAGACGUGGAGGCCAUGAGCAAGGGGACCCAGCCAGUCCCUCAGGAGAUGCUCCCUGACCGUCCCUCUGCUCCCACCGUGACACAUCUGAACCAGAACCUAGAAGAACCUCUGAACCAGGAGAGUGCUGAACCGGAUGCUCCGACCAUGGUCCAGGUGUCUAUCACUAAGGAAUCAACUGUCAAAGAAACAAAUUACAUGGAGUCUUUGCCCCUGAACAGCGAGACUAAAUUUGAACAUAGUCCUUCACCUACACAGCUUAAGAAACUCGAUCCAUUAACAGCAGACAGUAGCACAGCUGCUGAAGACAGGAGUUCUGUGCCUGACACAUCUGCCCAGCCUCUCGACACACUAAUAUCAGAGAGAACCGAGCCUGCUUCACAACUCUCCAGACCAUCUGAAUCGAGUGCUCACGAGCCUGAGGACGUGCUUCGAGACAUCAGACGUGCUGCAGUAAUGGAGGAACCUCAAGGAGUGAUACCAGCAGCUGAUCUCAAACCAGGAGAGACAGGACUGUUCACAGUAAAGCCUCUUGUGGAAGCUGUAGACGUGGAGGCCAUGAGCAAGGGGACCCAGCCAGUCCCUCAGGAGAUGCUCCCUGACCACGCAGACACUGGUCCUCAGGAGCACACAGCACUGCCCUCUGCUCCCACCGUGACACAUCUGAACCAGAACCUAGAAGAACCUCUGAACCAGGAGAGUGCUGAACCGGAUGCUCCGACCAUGGUCCAGGUGUCUAUCACUAAGGAAUCAACUGUCAAAGAAACAAAUUACAUGGAGUCUUUGCCCCUGAACAGCGAGACUAAAUUUGAACAUAGUCCUUCACCUACACAGCUUAAGAAACUCGAUCCAUUAACAGCAGACAGUAGCACAGCUGCUGAAGACAGGAGUUCUGUGCCUGACACAUCUGCCCAGCCUCUCGACACACUAAUAUCAGAGAGAACCGAGCCUGCUUCACAACUCUCCAGACCAUCUGAAUCGAGUGCUCACGAGCCUGAGGACGUGCUUCGAGACAUCAGACGUGCUGCAGUAAUGGAGGAACCUCAAGGAGUGAUACCAGCAGCUGAUCUCAAACCAGGAGAGACAGGACUGUUCACAGUAAAGCCUCUUGUGGAAGCUGUAGACGUGGAGGCCAUGAGCAAGGGGACCCAGCCAGUCCCUCAGGAGAUGCUCCCUGACCGUGUGGAAGAGGAAAGGUCCAUCUGCAGACCCACAGAGGAAGGAGCAGAGAUACAGGCUGCUUUCAGUAAGGUCCCACAGGCAGCCAGCCCAGUCAGUGAGGUGGAGGAGCCCUCAGUGGCCACACUGAAGCUCUCUCGCCCAGACGCAGACACUGGUCCUCAGGAGCACACAGCACUGAACCUAGAAGAACCUCUGAACCAGGAGAGUGCUGAACCGGAUGCUCCGACCAUGGUCCAGGUGUCUGUCACUAAGGAAUCAACUGUCAAAGAAGCAAAUUACAUGGAGUCUUUGCCCCUGAACAGCGAGACUAAAUUUGAACAUAGUCCUUCACCUACACAGCUUAAGAAACUCGAUCCAGUAACAGCAGACAGUAGCACAGCUGCUGAAGACAGGAGUUCUGUGCCUGACACAUCUGCCCAGCCUCUCGACACACUAAUACCAGAGAGAACCGAGCCUGCUUCACAACUCUCCAGACCAUCUGAAUCGAGCGCUACCGAGCCUGAGGACGUGCUUCGGGACAUCAGACGUGCUGCAGUAAUGGAGGAACCUCAAGGAGUGAUACCAGCAGCUGAUCUCAAACCAGGAGAGACAGGACCGUUCACAGUAAAGCCUCUUGUGGAAGCUGUAGACGUGGAGGCCAUGAGCAAGGGGACCCAGCCAGUCCCUCAGGAGAUGUUACCUGACCGUGUGGAAGAGGAAAGGUCCAUCUGCAGACCCACAGAGGAAGGAGCAGAGAUACAGGCUGCUUUCAGUAAGGUCCCACAGGCAGCCAGCCCAGUCAGUGAGGUGGAGGAGCCCUCAGUGGCCACACUGAAGCUCUCUCGCCCAGACGCAGACACUGGUCCUCAGGAGCACACAGCACUGAACCUAGAAGAACCUCUGAACCAGGAGAGUGCUGAACCGGAUGCUCCGACCAUGGUCCAGGUGUCUGUCACUAAGGAAUCAACUGUCAAAGAAGCAAAUUACAUGGAGUCUUUGCCCCUGAACAGCGAGACUAAAUUUGAACAUAGUCCUUCACCUACACAGCUUAAGAAACUCGAUCCAGUAACAGCAGACAGUAGCACAGCUGCUGAAGACAGGAGUUCUGUGCCUGACACAUCUGCCCAGCCUCUCGACACACUAAUACCAGAGAGAACCGAGCCUGCUUCACAACUCUCCAGACCAUCUGAAUCGAGCGCUACCGAGCCUGAGGACGUGCUUCGGGACAUCAGACGUGCUGCAGUAAUGGAGGAACCUCAAGGAGUGAUACCAGCAGCUGAUCUCAAACCAGGAGAGACAGGACCGUUCACAGUAAAGCCUCUUGUGGAAGCUGUAGACGUGGAGGCCAUGAGCAAGGGGACCCAGCCAGUCCCUCAGGAGAUGUUACCUGACCGUGUGGAAGAGGAAAGGUCCAUCUGCAGACCCACAGAGGAAGGAGCAGAGAUACAGGCUGCUUUCAGUAAGGUCCCACAGGCAGCCAGCCCAGUCAGUGAGGUGGAGGAGCCCUCAGUGGCCACACUGAAGCUCUCUCGCCUAGACGCAGACACUGGUCCUCAGGAACACACAGCACUGCCCUCUGCUCCCACCGUGACGCAUCUGAACCAGAACCUAGAAGAACCUCUGAACCAGGAGAGUGCUGAACCGGAUGCUCCGACCAUGGUCCAGGUGUCUAUCACUAAGCCCUCUGCUCCCACCGUGACACAUCUGAACCAGAACCUAGAAGAACCUCUGAACCAGGAGAGUGCUGAACCGGAUGCUCCGACCAUGGUCCAGGUGUCUAUCACUAAGGAAUCAACUGUCAAAGAAACAAAUUACAUGGAGUCUUUGCCCCUGAACAGCGAGACUAAAUUUGAACAUAGUCCUUCACCUACACAGCUUAAGAAACUCGAUCCAUUAACAGCAGACAGUAGCACAGCUGCUGAAGACAGGAGUUCUGUGCCUGACACAUCUGCCCAGCCUCUCGACACACUAAUAUCAGAGAGAACCGAGCCUGCUUCACAACUCUCCAGACCAUCUGAAUCGAGUGCUCACGAGCCUGAGGACGUGCUUCGAGACAUCAGACGUGCUGCAGUAAUGGAGGAACCUCAAGGAGUGAUACCAGCAGCUGAUCUCAAACCAGGAGAGACAGGACUGUUCACAGUAAAGCCUCUUGUGGAAGCUGUAGACGUGGAGGCCAUGAGCAAGGGGACCCAGCCAGUCCCUCAGGAGAUGCUCCCUGACCGUCCCUCUGCUCCCACCGUGACACAUCUGAACCAGAACCUAGAAGAACCUCUGAACCAGGAGAGUGCUGAACCGGAUGCUCCGACCAUGGUCCAGGUGUCUAUCACUAAGGAAUCAACUGUCAAAGAAACAAAUUACAUGGAGUCUUUGCCCCUGAACAGCGAGACUAAAUUUGAACAUAGUCCUUCACCUACACAGCUUAAGAAACUCGAUCCAUUAACAGCAGACAGUAGCACAGCUGCUGAAGACAGGAGUUCUGUGCCUGACACAUCUGCCCAGCCUCUCGACACACUAAUAUCAGAGAGAACCGAGCCUGCUUCACAACUCUCCAGACCAUCUGAAUCGAGUGCUCACGAGCCUGAGGACGUGCUUCGAGACAUCAGACGUGCUGCAGUAAUGGAGGAACCUCAAGGAGUGAUACCAGCAGCUGAUCUCAAACCAGGAGAGACAGGACUGUUCACAGUAAAGCCUCUUGUGGAAGCUGUAGACGUGGAGGCCAUGAGCAAGGGGACCCAGCCAGUCCCUCAGGAGAUGCUCCCUGACCGUGUGGAAGAGGAAAGGUCCAUCUGCAGACCCACAGAGGAAGGAGCAGAGAUACAGGCUGCUUUCAGUAAGGUCCCACAGGCAGCCAGCCCAGUCAGUGAGGUGGAGGAGCCCUCAGAGGCCACACUGAAGCUCUCUCGCCCAGACGCAGACACUGGUCCUCAGGAGCACACAGCACUGCCCUCUGCUCCCACCGUGACACAUCUGAACCAGAACCUAGAAGAACCUCUGAACCAGGAGAGUGCUGAACCGGAUGCUCCGACCAUGGUCCAGGUGUCUAUCACUAAGGAAUCAACUGUCAAAGAAACAAAUUACAUGGAGUCUUUGCCCCUGAACAGCGAGACUAAAUUUGAACAUAGUCCUUCACCUACACAGCUUAAGAAACUCGAUCCAUUAACAGCAGACAGUAGCACAGCUGCUGAAGACAGGAGUUCUGUGCCUGACACAUCUGCCCAGCCUCUCGACACACUAAUAUCAGAGAGAACCGAGCCUGCUUCACAACUCUCCAGACCAUCUGAAUCGAGUGCUCACGAGCCUGAGGACGUGCUUCGAGACAUCAGACGUGCUGCAGUAAUGGAGGAACCUCAAGGAGUGAUACCAGCAGCUGAUCUCAAACCAGGAGAGACAGGACUGUUCACAGUAAAGCCUCUUGUGGAAGCUGUAGACGUGGAGGCCAUGAGCAAGGGGACCCAGCCAGUCCCUCAGGAGAUGCUCCCUGACCGUGUGGAAGAGGAAAGGUCCAUCUGCAGACCCACAGAGGAAGGAGCAGAGAUACAGGCUGCUUUCAGUAAGGUCCCACAGGCAGCCAGCCCAGUCAGUGAGGUGGAGGAGCCCUCAGUGGCCACACUGAAGCUCUCUCGCCCAGACGCAGACACUGGUCCUCAGGAGCACACAGCACUGAACCUAGAAGAACCUCUGAACCAGGAGAGUGCUGAACCGGAUGCUCCGACCAUGGUCCAGGUGUCUGUCACUAAGGAAUCAACUGUCAAAGAAGCAAAUUACAUGGAGUCUUUGCCCCUGAACAGCGAGACUAAAUUUGAACAUAGUCCUUCACCUACACAGCUUAAGAAACUCGAUCCAGUAACAGCAGACAGUAGCACAGCUGCUGAAGACAGGAGUUCUGUGCCUGACACAUCUGCCCAGCCUCUCGACACACUAAUACCAGAGAGAACCGAGCCUGCUUCACAACUCUCCAGACCAUCUGAAUCGAGCGCUACCGAGCCUGAGGACGUGCUUCGGGACAUCAGACGUGCUGCAGUAAUGGAGGAACCUCAAGGAGUGAUACCAGCAGCUGAUCUCAAACCAGGAGAGACAGGACCGUUCACAGUAAAGCCUCUUGUGGAAGCUGUAGACGUGGAGGCCAUGAGCAAGGGGACCCAGCCAGUCCCUCAGGAGAUGUUACCUGACCGUGUGGAAGAGGAAAGGUCCAUCUGCAGACCCACAGAGGAAGGAGCAGAGAUACAGGCUGCUUUCAGUAAGGUCCCACAGGCAGCCAGCCCAGUCAGUGAGGUGGAGGAGCCCUCAGUGGCCACACUGAAGCUCUCUCGCCCAGACGCAGACACUGGUCCUCAGGAACACACAGCACUGCAGGAUGUGCGUGGUGAGCUGCGUGAGCAGAGGGAUCUGAUCAAAGCUAUCGGUCGCCACGUCUACUCCCCCAAUGUGGCGUGGGAGGAGCAGGCUUCAUCUGGGAUGCACACAGGUGGAACAAGUUAUAGUGACACUGGGUCACCAGUAAAGAAGGCUACCGGCAACCAGGGAUGGAUCCAGCUUCUAUCCAGCCUACAGACUCUUCUGGACUCAGUCAGCACAGAGCAAGAUAGAACUACAUCAGAGUUGAGUGUGCUAGCUGAGGGUGAGGUGAGGGAUGUCUCUGGAUCCCAUCUCGCACAGGAACUGCGUGGAUAUACCGAGCAGCUCCAUUGUCUUUGUAAUGCCACACAAGAUGUGGGCACGCCGGCUGCAGAAGAGGCCUGGGAUGCUGUUCAGUCUGAGCUCGGUGAGGCUCUGACCGGCCUGAGUCACACCCUCUGCGGCAUCACACACACCCUGCGGUGCCCCCCCGAGACACGCCGGGAGGCAGGUCAGCUCCGGCUGCUCGUCCUGCAGAGUCUGUCAGCACAGCUGGCCUCCGUGGCCACUGAGACCAGCAGCCUGGGCUCGGAAUUCGCUGCCCUUUCCGGCCCCGGGGCGUCUGACGCAUCUGCCUGUCUGGAGCAUCUCCGGAGUUGCGUGGUGUCUCUUCAGAGAGCCCUGGCAUGUCGGGAGAAGGAGCUAAGCGUGUGGCUGGGUCACACGUCUCGGCUCCAGGAGUGCCUGCUGGAGAGCCCAGUGUCUGUGCUGGAGGUCAGGGUCCCUCAGCAGAGCAACGCCAGCAGCCUGCUUCUGGACAUGUCCAGCGAGCAGAGUGCACGGAGUGGAGUGUGGAAUUCCAUGCGGGAGCUGCGGGAGACGUCGGGGGAGAGUCCGGCGCUCCGCCGCUGUUCCCGGGCGCUCCUGCAGGGCCUGGAGGCUCUCGCGGAGCUGGGCUCUGAACGGCUGCAGCACACCAGGAACACACGGCCUCUAAGCUACCACCAGCUCCAGAGCCUCCUCUUGCAACACAAGAGGUACUUCCAGGAGCUGAAGACCUACCACGUCAUGAUGGUACAUCUCUCCAAGCAGCUGCCAGAGGGGGCACUACAGGACCAAGGAGACACUGAGCGGUUGGUCUCUGACCUACUUUUGCAGGCUCAAGAGCAAGGAAUUCACAUGCAGUAUAACAUACAGGAGUGGUCUCAGUAUGAGGAGGUGAGGGGGAGGCUGAGCACGCAGCUGGAGGAGCUGGAUGCAGCUUUACCCAGCGAAGACCUCCACCCUGAGCUGGAACACCUGCACACCUACCAACGGGUACUAGGGCUCCUGGAGGACUGUAGGCCCCAGGUUGAGAUGCUGCGGGACUGGGCCAGCCUCCUGCAGGACUCGCCCUGCUGGUCCUGGGAACGGGACGGCCGGGCCGCCCCCGGAGCAGGGCUGCAGGCGUACUGGCAGUCACUCCACAGACGAGCGGAGCAGCAGCUUCAGCGCGCAGAGGAGAUGCGAGUCAGCUACGAUAGGUUCCAGUGCAGCUCAGCGGAGCUGGAGAGUUGGAUGGCUACUACGUGCACACAUGCGCAGAUGUGGAGCAGCCUGGGUGGCUCUAGGCCGCGGGACGCCAGGGUCCUCCUGCCGCAGCUCAUGGAGUUUGUCAAGGAGCUGGAAACCAGGUCCGAGCAGAUGUCUAUGGCCACGAGGGCUGGCACUGAUGUGCUGCAUCUGUCGGACAGCGGCGCCCCGGCUGUGCGAGAACGCUUGGCCCAGCUCGAGCAAGGCUGGACAGAUCUCACAAACACUCUGCCCUCCGUGCAGCGCACACUGCAACAGCUGCUGGCAGGCCUGUCUCAGACUGAGGUCAUGGCUGAGCUGACCUCCUGGCUGGAGCGCAUGGAAAGCAGACUGGAGGAGGAGAGCCAUAGGGAGCAGUAUGUCCUGGAUUCCGCUGGGCUUGCCAUGCUUCUGCAAAGAGUGAAGGAUGCCAAAGCAGAAGUGACAAGCUGGCAGCCAUGCCUUGACUUCCUCAACCAGUCCAUUGAGCAGGUGAGCUCAGAGGACCACCCUGCCAUUGGGAACGAACGUUUGCUCCGUGCCGAGCAGCUUGGGGCCCUCAAUCUCCGCUGGACCCUCCUUCGGGGGAAGACUGACAGCCAGAUGCAUGAAAUGGAGUAUAGAAAGCAGACCUACGCAGACAGAGAGGGCCGACUGUGCCGACUACACAGAUGGAUGUCGAAGCUGGAAGAGAGAAUGAAUGUUGCUGAGAGGCCAGCUGGCUGGACACAGAUGCUCCAGGCCUUGGAGGACUGUAAGCGAGAGGAGGAGUUGCUGAAGCUGAAAUCUGCUGAGCUGCUGCAGUUGGAAACUCGGCACGCGUUGGAGCAGGCGGGCGGGCAGCAUGCGGGAGAUCGGGCGUCCUCCACCCCGCUGGAGCGCACCAGGGAGCGGAGCCGAGCUCUCCUGCAGCAGCUGUGUGCAGUCCAGGCGUCUCUGGCGGCGCUGAAGGAGCUGUGGACUCAGUGGAACAUGACACUGAGGACUGCUGUUCUGGGAACAGCCAGCGUGGCCUACCGGCUGCAGUGCAGAAAAGGCCCACUGUUCUCCCUGGAGCAGAGCCGAGACCAUGCAGAGCAGCUCCAGGAGCUUCAGAUGGAAACGGUGAAGACAGAAGAGACGUGGACCAGCUUAGCCAGUCUGUGCUCAGACCUGAGUGGCAGAGUCCACCCCAGCACUGCCCUGCUCAUGUCUGCCCGCCUGUAUGGCGAGAAGGCGCGAUGGAUAGCGACGGUCCAGGAUGUGGACAGACAGCUGCAGAAGGCCCAGACAGAGCUAGAGCUGUGGAAAGUGUACAGGCGACUCUACCUGGACUGCUCUGGACGACUGAGCCAUCUCUGGGAGCAGUACGAGGUGCUCCUGAGGCGCCCGGCUGGACAGCAGGAGGCCCGGGUAACUCUGCUUCACGGCAGAAUCGCCGCGAUUGGCCUUUUGGAGGACAAAAUGGAAGCAUUGCAGAACAGUGCUGGGGAAGUAUGGGAAGCCUCAAGGACCCUUGUUGCACAGAUGGAGCCCCAGGCAGCUCCACUCAUCCAAUCACAGACCAGGUUGCUCUCACGUGAUCUUGGGCAUCUGGGCCAGGCAUUGUCUAAGAGACGGCUACACCUCCAGGAGGAAUUAGAAGAGUAUGUCACCUUCAGUCAAGGUUUGAAAUCUCUAGAACAAAGUUUCAAAAGCUCUGAAGACCUAAUGACGCCCCCCACUGCAAACACAGAGUGCUUGAAGAUGGGUCUAUUGGAGCUGAGUGGUCUGACCCCUGACCUUGGAGCUCUGAACGAGCAGGGCCUCAGACUCGUCAUCGGGGUAGGUGAGGCCGAACGUCUGCGGGACCUCAACGCGCGGUGGGUGUGGCUCUUCUCCCAGGCCACGGACAGGCACAGGGAGAUGUAUAGUGAGCAGCUGUGCGUGCAGACUUUCCAACAGAAGUGCCAGGCAUGGAUGGCUUUACUAGAGAGAGUGGAGGACAGCCUGUGCAGCGAGAUUUCUGGAGACGGCUCGUUCGUAAGGGAGCAGCUUGCCGCUCACCAGAAACUGAAACUGGAAGUGCUGGUUGGUCAGCAGCUCCUGGAGGCUGUGGUCACUGAGGCUCUGAGUGUGCUGCAGAAAGGUCCAGCAGAGGACAGGCGAGUGAAACCGUUGACCCAGCUCAGAGAGCGCUGGCAGGGCACACUGCACACGGUCCAGCAGCGCAGCAGGUGCCUGGAGCAGCUGGCACGGCAGUGGAGGCUCUGUAGCACUGGCCUGAAAAGGCUCUGGUGGCUUCUUGGUGACUUGGAACCACUACUGCCCCCUGCUGGCAUGGUGAAUUGCAGCCUUCAGCAGCUCCAACAGUCCAUUCAGGACUAUGAGUGGGCUCAGGAGCAGCUGAGCUCCCGCAAGCAGCUCUACACCCAGACGGUGCAGGAAGGCAGGCACGUCUUGUCCCGGGCAGGCACGCAGGCACCGUCUGAGCUGGCGACAGAACUCCGGGCCUUACAGGAGGCCUGGGAGCAGAGCUGUAGCCUGCUGGAGAAGAGGAAGACUCUAGCACAGACUGUCAUUCACAACUGGAGUAGCUGUGAGGCUGGACUCGCCGACAGUUUGCUUAAACUGAAAAAGAUUUCUGUCAGACUGAAGGAACCACUGCCAGACAGCCUGGAGCUUCGAGAGAAACUCUUCAAGGAGGACGAGGACGCCCUGGAGCUGUGGGCCGAAGGACUGAGGAGACUGGCCACCAUGAAGGCCGACGCGUCGCAGUACGUGCUGCCCGGAGACGCUGCGCUGCUCCAGGGACAGCUGGACGAACUCCACAGCCAGUGGGAAGAGGUUUGCCUGAAGGUGUCCAAGCGCAAACAGGAGAUCGCCGACCGUCUGAACACCUGGAUCAUUUUCAAGGACAAAAACGAGGAGCUUUGCGAUUGGCUAGCCCAUAUGGAGCACAAGGUUGCCCAUAGUGAUAAACACUUGACCAUAGAGGAGACGGUGGAGAAGCUGAAGAAGGACUGCGUGGACGAGAUCAGCCUCUUCAGCGAGAACAAGAGGCACCUGAAGCAGCUGGGGGAGCAGCUCCUCACGUCCAGCGACCAAGCCAAAGAGGCCGAGAUCCACGGAGUGCUGGGACACAUCAGCUGCCGUUGGCAGCACAUGUUCGACCACAUCGAGGCGAGGGUGAGCAAGCUGAAGGAGACGCUGGUAACAGUGCACCAGCUGCACAGGAGCAUGAGCAGCCUGCAACCCUGGCUGUCCCGGGUCGAGACGGUGCUGACCAGUCCCGCGGAGUACGGCGUCUGCCACAGAGACGAGAUCCGGAGGAGGCUCGCCGAGCAGCAGGAGCUGCAGACAGACAUCGAACAGCACACUGAGGGAGUGUCAUCUGUCCUUGCACUGGGCGACGUUCUCCUGCAUGACGAGGACGCCUGUAGCAGUGACAGCGAAAAUGACUCUAUCCGGGUGACCAUGCGCAGCCUGGACCAGCGCUGGAGAAAGAUCUGCUCCAUGUCCCUGGAGAGGCGGCUGAGGAUUGAGGAGACAUGGCGGCUAUGGCGCAAGUUCGAGGAUGACUACUUGCGCUUCGAGGACUGGCUGAGUGUAGCCGAGCGCACCGCCUCCGAGCCCAGCUCAUCUGAUGUCCUCUACGCCGUCGCCAAGGAGGAGCUCAAACGAUACGAGACACUCCAGAGAGAGGUGUACGAGAGGCUGGCCCAACUGGAGAGCAUCAACUAUCAGUACUGCCAGCUCGCCCGCGAUAACCGCCUGGAUGCGGGCAAAAGGCUCCGGACCAUGGUGCAACGGAGCAACCAGCAGUGGGACGCCCUCCAGAUGAGAGUGGCAGCCAUAUUGCGCAGGCUGAAGCACUUCACGGCUCAGAGGGAGGAGUUUGAGAGCACGCGUGAGCACCUGAUGAUCUGGCUCACCGAGACGGACCUGCAGCUUUCCAGUGUGGAGCACUUCUCCGAGAGCGACAUCCACCACAAGCUGGAACAGCUCAGGGGCCUGAAGAAGAUCAUCACUCUGAAAACCAAUCAGAUCGACGCCCUCAUCGUGUUCGGGGAGGGCCUGAUCCAGAGGAGCUGUCCCCUGGACGCCGCCGUCAUCGAGGACGAGUUGGAGCAGCUGCACUCGUACUGCCAGGAGGUGUUCGGCCGCGCGGUUCGCUUUCACCAACGCCUCACCGGCCCGCGGCCGCCACUGCAGGAGGAGUCAGAGCUCAGCGGUAGCGAGAGCGCCGCUGCGGCAGAGGCCCCCGAGCCUGCUGGACCGCGCCCCGAUGCCCCCGGCCAGGGCCGCGUGUGCCUCCCUCCCCCCCUGCUGGAGCGCUCCGGCCGUGAGACCCCGGUGAGCGUGGACUCCAUCCCCCUGGAGUGGGACCACACCGGAGACGUGGGAGGGUCCUCCUCACACGAGGAAGAUGAGGAUGCUAGUUUCUUCGAUGGAACCUCAGGCCAAGGCAGAGGGGCGGUCCGCGCCUGGCGCUCCCAGACUGCCCCAGAGAGGAAGCCCCUCAGCGUGGACCUUCCCGCACAUGCCAGCACACCCUAUAAACAAAGCUAUGUGCAGCUCCUGUCCGAGUGCAGCGGCAGCAUCAAGAGUGUGAAAAGAGUCUCUCUGCUCCUGGACGAGGAGGAACAGCAGAUCCAGCAGGGUCUCACCGCCCUCGGUGCUGUGGACAAACAGCCAGGGGUCAUCGAACGCUGGGAGCUGCUCCAGGCCCGGGAGCAGCGCAGCAGCGGUCACCCUCAGCAGCUCACCUCCCACCUGCACGACGUCACUUCCUGGCUGGGCCGCGUCACCCCCGAGCUGGAGACGCUCCUGGAUGCUGAGGUGCCUGUGACCUUGGAGCUCCUGGAGGACCAAGUCAAACAUCUGAAGGAGCUGCAGAAGGCCUUUGCCCACUACAAGACCCUGAUGCUGUCCAUGAAUCUGGGCAGCAGGGAGCCGCAGCAGGAGGUGACCGGCGAGGGUCUCCGGCGGCACGACAGCCUGGGUGGCAUGAACCAGGCCUGGGCGACAGCCUGCGCCAGCCUGGAGGCCUGGGAAAGCAGGCUCCGCACGUCGGUCCUGCACUGCCAGGAGUUCCACGAGAUGCUGCACUCUCUCUUGCUGUGGUUGGCCCAUGCCGAGAGCAGACGAUACACCGUGGAUAUCCACGAGCCCACUGUACUGCCCUCUGCACUGCAUAAGCACAGAAAUGUACUAAUGGACCUGGAAGAAGAGCUGAAGAGCAGGCAAAGGCAAGUAGUCUCUCUGCAGGAGCUCGCCUCCGAGCUGCUCCCAGAGUCGGGGCCGGAGGAGAGCUCUGAGGCUAGGGAGAAGGUCCAUGUCAUUGGGAGCAAAUUGGGACGUCUGCUGUGUCAGGUCAAGGAGGACCUCCGGACUGUACAAGAGCGUCUGGAGUCUACUGAUGCAGUAGCUAGGAGCAAUGAACCUGGAGCUUUGCGGAACCGGAGCGCGCUUUCACACACGGCGGUCUGUUGCAGGGCGCAGAGGAGGGCAGCGUCUCCACGGCGUUCGUUCUUCUGUCGGGUACUGCGUGCCGCCUUCCCGCUUCACCUCCUCGUCUUCUUCCUGCUGGUUCUGGCCUGCCUGGUGCCGCUGUCUGAGGAAGACUACAGCUGCACACUCACCAAUAACUUCGCCCGCUCCUUUCAUCCAAUGCUGCGCUACACUAAUGGACCUCCCCCCACCUGACCACACACACACGCACGCACGCACACACACACACACACACACCCAACACUUUAAUAGGCUACUGAUCAACUGGCUGGCCCGCUUCCAGAGCUGACCCAUUCAAAGUCUUGAAGCACUAAGGGGUGUGAGAGUAUCUUCUGUCUGUUUUUAACAAUUGCAAUUUAUAAACUGGGUUUUGUACUAUUUAUUUCCCAAGGCAAGACCUACUACUGCAAACGUAACAUUUUAAGAAGGAUGUUUACUCUGCUUGUAUGUGUUCCCAUCACUAAUGUUUUUGAGAGACUCUUGUAACAUAUUUGGAUACAAAAGUUGCCUCAAAAGUUCACUCACGACAGAAUGCCUGAAUAAUUAUGUAAUUUGAGAACAAUACUAAUCGGUUGUUCAAAUAUUGGAGGUGUGUCUGCUUUAACAUGCAUGACUAAGACAGAUGUCAUGUUCUGGCCACUGAUCAUUCUGCUUUGUUUUUGUUUGUCUUUUGACUUGCAGAAGAACCCAAAACACAUUUUCUGCCCUUUGAAGUCAUGAAAUACGGAAAAAUAGCACAAAUUUCUAUAUUCAUGUUGCUACAAUAUUAUCUAUAUUUUAAAAAAUGUAUUAAUUUUGGGGAGUGCACUGUAGGAAAUAUACACUCCACAAAGACCUUUUGCUGUACAGUAAUUCAUUUUUGAAUGGUAAGUUAAUGGGGUUUUUUGGUGGGAGGGGCAAUAAACAUUGUAUUUAACAAACGACAA
Electrophorus electricus (electric eel) is the source of this 33419-nucleotide messenger RNA. Lineage: Eukaryota; Metazoa; Chordata; Actinopteri; Gymnotiformes; Gymnotidae. The record is from RefSeq and is a predicted model, not a curated record.